CACCCUUACACUUAUUCUGGACCGUGACUACACAACCUUGCUGUUCUCGUGAUCAACAGCUGAACAGCAGAACAACUUUAGUUUGACAAUUUCAGACAAUUUGCUGGUCGUUAAAUUGAGAAAUAUAUUGGAAUUCAUUUGUAUGGUGUUAACUUUGGAAGCAGAGGACAAAAGAUUCUUUAGAAAUUAAUAAAAUUAUGGAGAAUAAGGCAAUUAAUGUUUUAAAAUUAGAAAAAGAAAUCUUCACGAAUUCAUUAAUUUUCGACCCAAAUGUUAAAGAAACUUUUUUAUUCUUAAUAUCAAUUCCUAAGAACAGUGUAAUUGACAACAAACAAUAUACUACAACUGCAAUUUUACAGGAAGAUCCAAAGUUAUCUUGUGAUAUAAAAUUCUUUAAAGUAUCUAAUACUACUUUUGAAGGUGAAAUAACAUGUUCGGGACAAACAUUAAAUCAAGAAUUUGCAGUAACUUUUUACCGCUUAAACUCUGAGUGUAGUAUUGGUAUCACAAAAACAAUUGAUUUGCCGCCUGUUUCUCACGAGUGUACACACUUUUUCACAAAUUCACUUCAACCUUCUAAAAAAAUGAAAGUAAGCGAUACUCAGACUCAUUUUUUGUAUAUUAGGAAGUCGAGUAUUGCAGUAUGCGACGAUUCUAAUGAUAAUGUGUACGUAUAUUGCAAAAUAGUAGUUAAAGAUGUUUUACCUGUAAAACUGGAUGUUUUAAAAAGGACAAUACCUUCAAAAUUUGUCUCAUUGUAUAAAGAUAAUAUGUACUCUGAUUUUAAGAUUAUUUCCAAGAAUGAAGAAUUUUCAGUUCAUAAAGCAAUUCUCGCUCAAUCAUCUUCUGUUUUUCGAGCGAUGUUUGAAAACCAAAUGAAGGAGAGUCUGGAAAGUAAAGUUGAAAUCAAUAAUUUUGAACCGACUGUUGUUAAACAAAUGAUUCAUUUUAUGUACUCCGAUGAAAUUGAGAACGAUUCAUCUCAAGAAAGUUUAAAACAACUUUAUAUGGCUGCACAUAUGUAUCAAUUAGAAGAUUUAAAGAAACUUUGUUUAAACGAGAUAUGCAAAUCUGUAAAAGAUAUCAGUGAAGUUGUGGAUGUAAUUUUUUUCCUGGGAUCCGAAUUUAGAGAAGAGAUAGUGGAGUUUUUGAAAAGUAUUCGCUACACUUUAUUGUUAAAAGAUUAAUUUCUGUGAUGUAUGUAAAUUCGCUGUUAUAAACAUUUUUUUCUAUCUCAUAGCCAACGUGUUAGUUGGUGUUAAUUGUUCCUAUUUGAAAUAACUAAGUUGUAGUUGUGGUAGCUAAAGCUGCCUUAUUUUGUUCUUACAAGUUACUCUAAGUUUUGUUCAUUAAAUUAAAAAUUGUUAAUUUAAAAUCCAAUAUAAAAACAUAGUUUUAAUUAAACAAAUUAAAAUUCUA
Messenger RNA from Leptopilina heterotoma, 1419 nucleotides. RefSeq lists its product as uncharacterized. The record is from RefSeq and is a predicted model, not a curated record. The transcript has 2 exons. Bases 198 to 1187 code for a protein of 329 amino acids. Gene Ontology annotation, biological process: proteasome-mediated ubiquitin-dependent protein catabolic process; regulation of proteolysis. Gene Ontology annotation, molecular function: ubiquitin protein ligase binding. Gene Ontology annotation, cellular component: cytoplasm. Lineage: Eukaryota; Metazoa; Arthropoda; Insecta; Hymenoptera; Figitidae.